AUGUGUUUAGAUCCAGAUAGAAUAGAAGAAAAGAGAAAGAGGAAAGCAGAAAGAAUGAAUAAUUUAGUUAAUGAUAUAUCCAACCCCGCUGGUCCAAGAAUGGGGGGAGCCACUGUCCAUAUCAAAGAAGGUCUGAGAAGCAAAUUGAAAGCUAACAGGAAGGUUUUUCCAUCAAAUGACAUCAAAGAAGAAACAGGCGCUAGUGCUGGAGUACCGACCUAUUCUUUAUCUAAUAUUGGAGAUGCUGCUUUUUCAACAAGUUCUGUUACUGUCAACACGUAUAACUAUAAUGAUAUUUCAAGCAGUGGAUUUAAUAUGGCAUUAUCAUCAAACCAUGUUCAAACUACACUGCCAACCACUAAUCCAAGCUUUGGAACUUCACAACAAACUUUCUGUCCAUCAGUACAACCUGACCCCAUGCAAUUUGAUCCUCAAGGUUUGGAUCCACAAAUCUUACUAGAAUAUUUACAAGAUAAAGGAAUAAAGGCAGAUGGACAGGACAUCUUAUCAUUUGAAUCUUUAGAUAUGAAUAUGAUACCUGGUGAAAAUUUAACUGGACUUCAAACAGUUGGAGCUCAUGUACAAGUGAAUUCUUCAAAUGUACAAGAUACCAAUAUGGACUCUGAUAAUAGAGAAAUGUUCAUGAAUGCACAAGAUGCAUUAAGAGAUCUUCAAAAUUGA
Messenger RNA from Lottia gigantea (owl limpet), 681 nucleotides. RefSeq lists its product as hypothetical. The record is from RefSeq and is a predicted model, not a curated record. Lineage: Eukaryota; Metazoa; Mollusca; Gastropoda; Lottiidae. Bases 1 to 681 code for a protein of 226 amino acids. The transcript is spliced from 3 exons.